AUGGUUGUUGCGGUUUCCGGGUCGGAUGUCUCCCCUAUUGUCCGGAUACCUGGGAAUAGUGGCACGCUCAUCAAGCGAGCAUUAGACACUGGAGCCCAUGGCAUCGUGGUCCCCUCGAUCAACACCGCGUCGGAAGCCCGGUCUGUGGUGCGCCUGGCCAAGUUUCCUCCGUUAGAGUAUGUGGCCCGGGCCAAUGGGACUCUGAUCACGAUGAUUCAGGUCGAGACCAAAGCUGGAGUCGAAUAUGUCGACGAGAUCAGCCAGGUAGAGGGUGUUGACCUUCUGUUCAUUGGACCAAAUGAUUUGUCACUGGAUAUAUUGGGCUACACGCCUGCCAAGUUCACCGAGACGGCUUUUCUCGAAGCGAUCGACAAGGUCGUCGAAACCGCCCACAAACAUGGCAAAAAGGUCGGCAUUCUGGUUGUCGACGGAGAGGCAGCCAAGAAGGCGAAGGAACGGUUCGACAUGGUCUUGGUGAGCAAUGACGUGAGGUCGCUGCAAGCAUGGUAUGGGAACGAGUUGGAAAUUGCACGGUCUUGA
Exophiala xenobiotica is the source of this 540-nucleotide messenger RNA. RefSeq lists its product as uncharacterized. Gene Ontology annotation, cellular component: cytoplasm. The coding region runs from base 1 to 540 and encodes 179 amino acids. The transcript has 3 exons. NCBI's taxonomy places the organism in Eukaryota, Fungi, Ascomycota, Eurotiomycetes, Chaetothyriales, Herpotrichiellaceae. The record is from RefSeq and is a predicted model, not a curated record. Gene Ontology annotation, molecular function: aldehyde-lyase activity.